This is a messenger RNA of Histoplasma mississippiense, 591 nucleotides long. RefSeq lists its product as hypothetical. The transcript is spliced from 3 exons. Gene Ontology annotation, biological process: transmembrane transport; fungal-type cell wall biogenesis. Lineage: Eukaryota; Fungi; Ascomycota; Eurotiomycetes; Onygenales; Ajellomycetaceae. The record is from RefSeq and is a predicted model, not a curated record. The coding region runs from base 1 to 591 and encodes 196 amino acids.
AUGCUGGCUUUUGCGGCACCCCAGGCGGCGGGGUUAUCCCUGCAGACUGUCCAAGGGGUGGAGCACCGGGUAACGCAAAACCAGGGGGCGGGGCUGGGGUACCUGUUGCCCCUGGACCGGGGCUUGUGCUUGGCGUUUGCCCUUGGGCUGGAAUGGGUGGCGGAGGAAGGUCUUGUCACUGGCAUCAUGGGCGUUGUCUUUUUCGUUGUCAAUGCAGUAUUCGCCCUCAUCCUGCUUAUUUUGGUCCUCAUCUCGUCCGUGUAUGCUAUCGUGUCUAAGAAUCCAGAUACGCGAUACCAGCCCAUGAGAGACGACCGCGGAUCCUUUAUUAAAUCCCAGACUCAGCUGACAACCGAGCUCGAUGCUCUUGGAGCGACCGCUCGUGGUGAAACGAAAUCAUUUGAGGACUCGUCCUCGCUAUCCGGCUUUUACCCUAACAGGGCAGAUUCCCCAGCACAAAGCCUACAGCGUCAACAGCCACACUCUCCGUUGGAAUCUUCUAUGCCUUUAUUCCCUGCCGACAGCUCUGCUCCAGUAGUCCAUGGCAACGCGGCGCAGGAUACGAGCAUUAAGGUUUUGGAGAAUGGAUGA